GCGUGCUUCCGGACCUACAGGGAGUUCAAGGAGUUCCUCUGCGCCUACCAGCAGGCCUACGGCUCCCGCUAUGGCCUGCGCAGCUGCACCUCAGUGCGCUUCCACAACCGGGAGCACGGCACGGCCGUUCGCGAGGAUGUGAUGUAAGGCGGCCGCCUCCUGGCGUCGUGCAGGCCUUGGCCCGCCGGCAGCAGCAUGUGCUGCAGAGCCUCUGAGCCCUCGGGCCUCGCCUGUCCCUGGGCUGAGAUCCCACAUGCAUGUGGCAGGGCCACACCUGCCUCCAGGGAAGGUCACACCAGUAGCGUUGCGGUGCUGGUAGUGUCAUGGCCCUGCUGCUGUGAGGCCAAGCUGUGCCUUACACUCACGUGUGCUUUCCAUGCUAUCCCCUAUGCAGCUCUGCUGCCUCGUGGUUGUUGCUCAGCACUGUUCUGCUCUGCCUUUGGUGUUCUCUCUGCACCUUGUAGUGAAAGCUGUAGUCUGAUGUUUGAAAUGAUGCGGUUGUGGCACUGUUAACUAUAGCUGCAGCCUUUUUCCACUGAAGUGGUAGCUCAUUAAGUGUUGGCAUCCAAUAGUGUUCCCUGGCUGCUUAUAGCCAAUGUGUUGGAAAGGAUUUUUCAGGAUUCCCUUUCAUAGUGCUGAGUUCUGCAGGCCUUCACUGUCCCUGCUGGGGCCAGGCCUUGCUCCUUAGGAUGUAACUUAAUCUCAUGUCUCAAAGCCUGCUCCUGCAGAUACAGAGAGUUGCAAACAUUUUAUGUGCAUUAAGGGAGUGAAACAUGCGGAUAGCAGAAACUUUCAUCAGUGGAUGCUGCUUCUGGCGAGCAGGUUCAUGCAGGUGAAGUUUGGUUGUACCCGGACUCAAAAGUACAGUAAGAAAAGGAAGCAGCAGCCCAAUUUAUGUCCAGCUUACUUUGUUUUGCAAUAUGAUGAGGACAUAGACCACCUUGUGAUCAGUGAACUAUGUAGUGACCACAUACAUGUGGACACAGAGACUCUCCUGUCCGGAAGCAUAACCAGAGGAGCCAGCACCACAGCAGAUGGCAGCCCUGCAGUCAAGCUGCGCAGGCAGCAGGCAGGUGGGACUGAAAGCUCCAGUGUGGUGAAUGAGAACUUGCCUGAAGCUGAGCAACUUGUGGAUGAAGCAUCCGCCCUGUGCAGGGUUUCUGUGCUCUCAGAGGCAGGGAAGGAAAAUGACUUUGCCUCAGCAGCAGCCAGAGUCACUGAAGUAGUGAAAAACUGCCUGAAUGCAGAUAGCGGAGCACUGGCUUCAGUUGAUGUAGGCAGUGACCAAGGGCUAGAGAGACUCAAUUUCCAGACCAGCAAGAUGAAGAGCUUAUUUAUGAAGUUUCCUGCCAGCCUUCUGCUGCACAGGGUGCAGAGCCAGAGAGGACAUGUUCUCUAUGUGCUCUUAGUAGAGAGUAAAGAGCGAGUGGGGAAGAUCGUGCACUGGUCAGUCCUGAAAGCUGACACAGGACAGAGCAUCAGCAAAAUGCUGACUGUUUUCAAGGAGUUCAAUCCUGAGUGGCAAAAAGUGAAGGUUGUUUUCGUGGACGCGUCCUUUCUUCACAAAGCUGUCCUUCACGAGCUCUUUCCUUCAGCUCAGGUGCUCCUUUCUGUCUACCACACUGUCCGACUGCUUGAGGAGAACGUGAAUGCAGCGAAAAUGCCAUGUUUUGCCAAGUACAAAAUGAAGCUGGCCUUGAAGAAAGCAGUAUUUUCCACUUCGGCUGACAGUCUGGACGCUCUGUCUCAGAUGGUGAAGAACGUGGUUAACCCAGAGCUGUACAACUACCUCCAGGACAACUGGUUCUCCUGUGAGCUGCUGUGGUACAUGCAUACCAAGAAAGGUCUUCAUUCAUGCAGUGCACACAUUGACAGUCUGGAUCUCAUUACACACCGGAUAUCUGCUCUCUUUGGCCAGCACUCCUCCUUGGAGGCAAGUGUUCUCCAUUUACUGGAGUGUGCAGACUGUCUCGAUUCCAAACUUCUGGAAAGCUCCAGCUGGAGUCCCUCAUGCACCAAGGACUGUCAGAGAGGCUUCCAAGAGAAACCUGAAGUGCAGGCGUGUGCUGCCGCAGAACCAGACCCAAUUCUUGUCUCACAGGUUCUAACUGAGGGCCCUGAGCCUCCCAGGCAGAUGGCGCCCAGCGCAGUGGUGGAGGGGCAGGGCUGCAUGCUGGAGGCGCUGCGGGGCAGCUGCACGGCACUGGGCUACCAGCUGUGUGCCAGCGAGUGGGAGGUGGUGCAGAUGUCCACGCAGCUGAUCAGCGCUGUGCCGGGCGGUGUGGAGGUGAGGCUGCUGGAGGAUGCGCACCGGGUGAGUGUCGACUGCUGGAGCUGCAGCUGCUCCUUCCAGCACCGCUACCGCCUGCCCUGCCGCCACGUGCUGGCCGUGCUGCACGCCGACCGCAGGAGUGUGGAGGGCGGCAUGGUGGGGCACCGCUGGCAGAGGAAGUACCGGCAGCACACGGUGCCCGCGGAACUGCCGGAGCACGCAGGUACCCGGGUGGAGGCGGAGGGCCGGUGGGACAGGAUCCAGGCGCUCAGCAAGGAGCUGGCCAACCUGCUGCUGCAGAGCGACGGGGCGGAGCUGGAGGAGCGCAGCUCCGCGCUCAGAGCCAUCGUGAACGCCUGGACGGAGGCAGGCGGGGGCAAGGAGCGCGGUGCGGCGGCGGGCCCGGCCGCGGGCGUGAAGCGGGAGGCGGCGGGGCCGCCGGGAUCGGGCGCGUUCCCGUGCGCUGCGGGCGCGGGGCCGCCUUCUCCGCACGGGGGCGCUGCGGCGGACGCGCCAUGACGUCACGGCGCGCCC
Numida meleagris (helmeted guineafowl) is the source of this 2806-nucleotide messenger RNA. It is a transcript of the gene ZSWIM3, whose product is annotated as zinc finger SWIM-type containing 3. The record is from RefSeq and is a predicted model, not a curated record. NCBI's taxonomy places the organism in Eukaryota, Metazoa, Chordata, Aves, Galliformes, Numididae. The transcript is spliced from 2 exons. Gene Ontology annotation, molecular function: zinc ion binding. Bases 752 to 2791 code for a protein of 679 amino acids.